UUGAUGAGUAGUUUAAUACAUGUUUGGUUAACUCUGACCUCCUGUGGAUCCCAGCAGUACCAUGCCCUGACUGUCCCAGAACUAACCCAACAAAUGUGGGAUGCAAAGAAUAUGAUGUGCGCUGCAGACCCAAGACACGGUUGCUACGGGGCAAGAUGAUGAGCACCAAAUAAGAACUCUUUCUACUUUGUUGAGUGGAUUCUAAACAUUGUCCAAUCUAUCGUCUGCGACAUUCCACCAAGAGGGCUCCCAAUGGCAUCCGCUUUUAUUUGGAACUCAACCUCCAUCCAGGAAAUGUUUAGGAGAGUGAGUGAACAGUUCACUGCCAUGUUUAGGAGAAAAGCUUUCUUGCGCUGGUAUACCGGUGAAGGUAUGGAUGAUCGAGAUGGAGAUGUUACUGAUGACGAGGAAGGUGAAUACGAGGAGGAGAAGGAAAUGGAGCACACGUGAUGAGAGCAUGAUAGAACACAAAGGAACCAUGUUAUAUAUGAUAUGAUGCAUGUGUAUUUCUGCCAGCUAUGUGAGUGAAAAACCUUUCUCUAAGAUUGUAUUUGUCCAUGAAGUGCGUCUGUAGGGUAAGGAGAAUCACCAUGUUCUCACAUGUGUAUUUCUACCUGCAUGUGUAUUUCUAUUGUUUAAAACAUGGCAUAAAGCAUGAGAUGACAG
This is a messenger RNA of Rubroshorea leprosula, 666 nucleotides long. Lineage: Eukaryota; Viridiplantae; Streptophyta; Magnoliopsida; Malvales; Dipterocarpaceae. The record is from the annotation of a GenBank genome assembly.